AUGGCCAAUCGACUUGGAGUACCGAAGAAACGUGCGAAUGUUCCAAUCACCGGCAUCAAUGCUCUGCGAUCCUUAGCUCGUGAGAAGGUCAACAUUAGUUUUCGAUCCCGUGUAUCUAGCUUUCGUGCAGGCCUCGAUUGUUUAGUCACAAAGCAAGCCACUGGAACUAUCCCUACAUCGAAUCUGGACAUUGACUCUUGGAAUAUCCCAACUGGUCUGAUACUAGCUGAUCCCCAGUUCCACAUACCCGCAAAGAUCGAUAUGCUAAUAGGAGCAGAAAUAUUCUUUGACAUCUUUAAACCAAGUCAGCUUCUUCUAGAAGAUCACCUACCUCAUUUGCGCGACACCUACCUUGGAUGGAUCGUAUCUGAUGUUAUUCACGAACCGUACUCUCCAACAGUAAACCUCCAACACUCCAAUAUAGCUUCAAUUGAAGAAGUUGAAACCAUGAUGCAACAAUUCUGGCAAAUUGAGAAAGUGUCAGAUGUUCCCAAAUUUUCUGCUGAAGAAUAG
This is a messenger RNA of Toxorhynchites rutilus septentrionalis, 513 nucleotides long. RefSeq lists its product as uncharacterized. The coding region runs from base 1 to 513 and encodes 170 amino acids. The transcript has a single exon. Lineage: Eukaryota; Metazoa; Arthropoda; Insecta; Diptera; Culicidae. The record is from RefSeq and is a predicted model, not a curated record.